Messenger RNA from Alternaria conjuncta, 825 nucleotides. RefSeq lists its product as uncharacterized. The record is from RefSeq and is a predicted model, not a curated record. NCBI's taxonomy places the organism in Eukaryota, Fungi, Ascomycota, Dothideomycetes, Pleosporales, Pleosporaceae. The transcript is spliced from 2 exons. The coding region runs from base 1 to 825 and encodes 274 amino acids.
AUGGCCACUCGUGGUACACGCAUAGCCUUCGAGCGAUCGCGCAACGAACAAGAGCAAGCCUACGCACACGCGACGAGCCUCACAUCAUACGCGCGAGCCGGUGACUGGAUGGAGUGCCCGUGUCGCACUGUCGCGAAACAAUACGAUAUCAUACUGCCACACUUCGCGCCUAGACUGUGGGAGGGCGACCAGACCGACUGUUCAGACUUCGAGAAGGACUUCCGAGCAAGCCUUUGCUGUACGCGAUAUGAGCUGUACCCGGAUUUACAGGCUCGGUCGGCAAUCCUUGCAUCGGCUGCAGUCACAAGGAUCGGGCGUGCACCAACCACCACCAGCACCCCCGCAGGCACCGGACCCGGCAAGACACUCCAAAGCGGCUACUACUGGAUCCGCGGCGUCGCAGCCCCCAACUUCCACAAAUACUUCCAAACGAACCCUGUCUACUCGACUGGCCCCGCCCUCCUCGGCGACUACACAACAGCAGGCCAGUUCCAGGUCGUCAGCGGCCAGCUGGUUCAACUCGUCUCCGCACCUGGCGAACCCGUCAAGCUUCUCUACGCCGUGGUGUCUGAGGAGCGCUCGAUUAACGGCAUGUCGCUCGCUGUGAGCUUCUCGGAGAGCAAGAACACGUACGGUACGUUUGCGUGGGGUGGCGAUGAUCUUCAGUGGAGUGUGGCGGGUGUUAAUCGGCCGAAUAAGAGUGCGUGGUAUGUGUGCACGGGGCAGAAGUUGUAUAUCAAUUUGGGGAAUUAUUUGUAUCAGACGCCGAGUGGGUGCGCUGAUCAGACUGUGCAUUAUUAUAACGAUAAGACGGCGAACAACUAG